GUGGGGGCUUCCUUAACGCGUUGUCUACACAAGCGACAGGUAUGGCUUUUGCUCAGCAGCAUCUUCACAUCAGGAUUAUCUUCCAUUCCGCACACAGCACGAGAGAAAGAGACAGUAUACCUACACAAAGCAAGGUCUUCAUGUAUUCACAUGAAAUACUUACAAAGCAAUAAAGAUGUGCAAUCUAAUGAUUCUAUAUUAUAAUAGAUGUGACACCUCUAGACUUGAAUUUUCUAACGAUUUAUCUAUUCUCUGUGUUGUCUUCAGUUAAUAAUAAGCACAUUAUGGCUCGCCAAAUUUCGUUAGUUUUUGUUACUUUUCUCACAGUCGCAAGCUCUGUGGCUGCCAUAAUACACGAAUCAUUGUGUCCUAAUCUCACUGAAAAUGCUGUCGACCUUGGCUAUGCAAAGUAUGUUUCAUCUACCAAUGGAUUAGGAGUAAAUGAAUUUCUCGGAAUGCGUUUUGCAGCCCCUCCUCUUGGAGACUUAAGGUUUCGUGCACCUCAGGAUGCUUUGCCUGAAAAUGAGACUAUUAAGGCAGACAAAUAUGGUCCAGUCUGCCUGCCCGUCCACCUCCAUUCGUUCAUACCAUCGACGCCGGCUGAUGAAGAUUGCUUAUUCAUCAACGUGUUUUCUCCGAACAUGACCACACACUCAUCUCUUCUGCCGGUCGUAAUUUGGAUCCAGGGCGGUUCGCAUAAUACAAACUUCGAUGCCAAUUUUAACGGCUCUAGCUUGAUCAGAGCAAGUGACAACAAUAUGGUUGUCGUCACCUUUAACUACCGUGUUGGGCCGUACGGCUUCCUCGCUAGCGAGGAUAUCCGGAACGAAGGGGAUUUGAACGUCGGUUUGCUUGAUCAGCGAAAGGCUAUGGAGUGGACUAAGAAGAAUAUCGCCUUAUUUGGAGGGAACCCGGAACAUAUUGUUCUUAUGGGAACAUCUUCGGGGGCAGGUAGCGUCUUAUAUCAUUUAGCUGCCUAUAAUGGCAAGCCUACAGAUUUGUUCGUUGGGGCGAUUGCGUCGUCUUCUUGGUUGACGCACGUUUUGCCAGUCUCGGAUAUCGAAUUCCAGUAUAGAGAUCUUCUACGCGCUACUAAUUGUAGUGACGUUACCUGCCUUAGGGGACUCCCAGGAAAACAGCUCCAGGCGGCCAAUAUAGCUUGGCCAAACUUUGAGUCUAAUGAGUUGGCGGCCUUCACUUACGCUCCUUGCAUCGAUGGCUCUUUGUUUACUGAUACCCCAGUCUCAAUGAUCAAGAGUGGUAAUUUCGUCUCCGUUCCUUUACUUCUUGGAAAUACAGAAGAUGAAGGUACGGUUUUCAACUUUGAGGCCAACACGACAAAACAAGCUUCAGAUGUCCUAAAAGCCCAAUAUCCGCCUCUAACAGCGAAAGAUCUACACGCGAUACAUAGAAUCUAUCCUUUUGACGCGGCACACCAGUACCCCAACCAUGCUCCGUUCUUUGCAUCACUGUCAGCUGCCUAUGGAGAGGGCAUAAUGACUUGUCCAAGCUUGGAUGUAGCAAGAGCUAUGAGCUCGAGACCUGCGUCUGCGGCUGAGGUGUGGAACUACCGCUUCAAUGUUCGUGAUCCUGCGAAUAUCGCAAGUGGCCUUGGCGUUCCACACACCUGGGAAAUUGAUGCAGUUUGGGGACCAGGAUUUGCCGCGAACCCGAAAGGUAGUAACAGCUACUCGAAUGUCGAUGCUUCUAUUGUACCGGUGGUUCAAGGCUACUGGCAAAGCUUCAUCAGAUCUCUGAAUCCAAAUACAUAUAGAGCGGAAGGCAGUCCUGAGUGGGAGCGUUUCAUGACAGACAACUGGCUAUUGAUUCAAACUAAUGCUACUAGAAUGGCUACCCAGAACCAGACGGAGACUGAUCGUUGUCAAUUUUGGAGCUCUAUUAGUGCUUCUGCUCUGAGCCAAUAACAUGAUUAUGAAGAUACAGUGGACUAUUUCGCCACUGUCGGAUUGCAAGAAUAGUGACCACUACAUGCGGCCCACCAGCACUUUCUGUAUCAAAACUUACAUCAUUUUAACAAUCAAAAUCAACAAGCAAGUGAUUCA
Messenger RNA from Botrytis cinerea B05.10, 2063 nucleotides. RefSeq lists its product as hypothetical. Bases 285 to 1925 code for a protein of 546 amino acids. The record is from RefSeq and is a predicted model, not a curated record. The transcript is spliced from 3 exons. NCBI's taxonomy places the organism in Eukaryota, Fungi, Ascomycota, Leotiomycetes, Helotiales, Sclerotiniaceae.